Fusarium sp. VM40 is the source of this 642-nucleotide messenger RNA. The record is from the annotation of a GenBank genome assembly. Lineage: Eukaryota; Fungi; Ascomycota; Sordariomycetes; Hypocreales; Nectriaceae.
AUGGCUCCGCCUUAUCAAAACGCGUAUGGUAAUGAGCAACAACAGACCCAACAACAGUACCAGCAAUACCCCCCUCAUCAACAACCACAGCAUAAUGCGCCGCCUGCCUACGGGUAUUACCCGCCAUACCAAGCCCAGCAGCCAGCGCCCUACCGUCGCGCUCCUUGUCAGAACUACGCUGUGGUCCUAGCGCGACAGCUCAAUAUCGGUCUUCCAAUCGCUAUCGUUGUCUUGAGUAUUUGGUGGUCUUUUAGAUCGCAGGUUUGUCCUAGCAAUGCGCCCGUGGGACAUGAAUGUUCAUGGAUGCUGUGGACCACUCUCCCAGUGGCUAUUGUCUCUGCUCUAUGGGCCAUUAUCAUGAAUAUCUCUGGUCGUCGCGCAACGCACUCCAUGUCCCAUAUUCCUCCAGUCGCCAACACCAUCGUCGAGCUCAUCCUUGCGCUAGGCUCUACGGCUUGCUUUGCGAUUCUCAUUUACCACCUUGAGACUUAUGCUGUCUGGAAUCGCUCCACAGAAAUUUCGAUGAUUGUUCUGCUGGUGAUACUAGCACUCAUCAAUUACAUCCUCUUUGCGUGGUCUAUUUAUGAGAUGAUGUUCUAUCGACGAGAAAGACAGAAUGCAAAUAGCAAUAUACCCAUUUAA